UAUGAUAUGCGAAGAAGGUUAAAAUUGAAUGUCGCGGUCAAUGAUUGCAGUUGGUAACAAAUAACACUAAAAAUGUUGAAGGUGCCGUGUCAUUAGAAUUGGUCAGUACGCAUGCUCUCUUACCUUACCUCUUUCGGAUAAACCCAUUCUGAUCACAUUUUCUGUGGAUAUUCGCAAUAAAUAACAAUGGCCGAUAUUGAAGAAACUCAUUUCGAUACUGGCGAUUCCGGAGCGUCGGCGACUUACCCUAUGCAAUGUUCGGCACUACGUAAAAAUGGUUUUGUUAUGCUUAAAUCUAGGCCUUGUAAGAUUGUCGAAAUGUCCACAUCGAAAACUGGAAAGCACGGCCAUGCCAAAGUACAUCUUGUAGGAAUUGAUAUAUUCUCCGGUAAGAAAUACGAAGAUAUCUGUCCAUCGACACAUAAUAUGGAUGUACCACAUGUUAAACGCGAAGACUAUCAACUAACUGACAUUUCCGACGACGGGUAUCUAUGCUUAAUGGCCGAUAAUGGUGACCUUCGGGAGGAUCUGAAGGUGCCAGAAGGAGAAGUAGGUGUACAAUUAAAAAAUGAAUACGAUGCCGGUAAAGAUAUACUGUGCACCGUGCUCAAGUCCUGCGGUGAAGAAGUUGUGAUUGCUGUAAAAACAAAUACUGCCCUGGAUAAAUAAUUCUGGCUAAAGUACGUGGAGGCCGAAGCUGUUAAUACCUUAUUUCAAAAGUCUAACCUCCACUAAAAGCCCCCGUUGCUAUAUAAUACUUGCAGGACCAGUUUAAACGGCUUUCCAGCAGCUAUAAAUCAACUUUGUGUCAACAUUUUGGAACCUACAGUUUUGUUGAGAUUUCACAAAUCGUUACAAUAAAUUCAAAUGUGUUUUUAAAAAUUUGCGAGUAUAUACACUUCUUCCUGUCCACUGUAUAAUAAACUAUCAACCACUUUAUAUGGUCUUUUCGUAUAUUAUACAUAAAUGAAUUCUUUUUUAUUUCCGUAUUUUCCAUAUAGGAGGUAGAUAGUUUUAAUGUUAUUGACAAAUCUUGUUGAAAUCAUUCUUUCAAUAAAUUACUAGUGUAAGAUUG
Molecule: messenger RNA, 1075 nt
Organism: Photinus pyralis (common eastern firefly)
Lineage: Eukaryota; Metazoa; Arthropoda; Insecta; Coleoptera; Lampyridae
Gene: eEF5
Product: eukaryotic translation initiation factor 5A
Exons: 4
Coding region: 187-669 (160 amino acids)
Biological process (GO): positive regulation of translational elongation; positive regulation of translational termination
Molecular function (GO): RNA binding; translation elongation factor activity; ribosome binding
Source: RefSeq, a predicted model, not a curated record